Molecule: messenger RNA, 2247 nt
Organism: Schizosaccharomyces japonicus yFS275
Lineage: Eukaryota; Fungi; Ascomycota; Schizosaccharomycetes; Schizosaccharomycetales; Schizosaccharomycetaceae
Product: WDR44 family WD repeat protein
Exons: 1
Coding region: 315-1886 (523 amino acids)
Source: RefSeq, a predicted model, not a curated record
GCAGAAUUCUACGCCAUCAAAAAGGCAGCAAAUAACAUCUUACAAUGUUCUGCCGCCCAGAAAGAGAACUACGCACGAAUUGGACAACUCGUAGGCAUCUAACCAGUUCGCGAAAUACAUUCAGUCAAUUCGAGAACACUUAGAAUCGGGUUACGCCAAUAAGGAUUUCUACAAAAUAUAAAUACACAACGUUCCUUCUUAAUCAGACUGGUUUGAGAAGGCGCUGGAAUGACGAACAUAGGAAUUGGAUACAUAAUUUUAAGCAAAAUUGCUUUCGAAAUUGCUGCAUAACUGAUAGAGAAUUAUUUUAAAUAAUGUCGACACAUCACCGCUUGUCGCUUUCAAAAUUUCAUAAUUCAACACCAGAUGAAGGAGCGAAUACAGAUUAUAUGGUCACAAAGCAAGAAUGCAACCACAUUGCAUUGUCUGGUCCGGGAAAUGACUGUUUUGCAGAAGGAAAGGAAGCAGAAAAACUGCUUCCGAUACGUUACAUUCCGACGGUAACGGGUCACAUGGGGAAAAAGUGUGAGCCGCAAUUGAGUCGUCUUUAUGUUGCACAAAUUUUGAGCCCUACUGACAUCUGUGAUAAGACCGUAUGCAGUCGCAGGCGGGCAGACGGUGUAGAAGAUGUGCAUCCAGUGUGGGCAUCUGAAAUAAGCCAUACAGGAAAAUACUUGGCUACAGCAGGGAAAAAAUCCGUAGUCCAAAUUUGGAGGGUAGUCGAUUUUAAAUCACUGGCAAACCUUAAUGUUACGAGCACAGAAUACGCAGACGCGUCCGUGUUCACUCCAAAACCAAUUCUUGAAUGCAAAGGACACACCGCUGACAUUUUAUGCAUUUCCUGGAGUAAAAAUGACUUUCUUCUAACAAGCUCAAAUGACGCUACUGUCCGGCUAUGGCAUCCGAAAGUACAAAAUUGUUUAGCUGUCUUCAAACACACUGAGAUAGUUAUGUCUGUCGCAUUCCAUCCGAUUGAUGACAGAUAUUUUAUUUCGGGAACUUUGGAUUCAAGAUUGCUUCUUUGGUCUAUUCUUGACCGUAAGCCUAUAUGGCAAAGAGCUUGCACCGAUCUCAUAUCGACUGUGGCCUUUUUCCCCGACGGAAGAACUAUUGCUCUUGGCUUUUUCAACGGAAAGUGUACACUGUAUACCACCGACAAGCUGAAACCCCUUCGAACAUUUAGUAUGCAUAAAUCAGCAUCAAAGAAUGCCAAGUGCAGAGUGACGGGGCUUCAAUGUGUCAAUUGUGUCCCGCAAAAUACUCAAUCGAAUGUUCUUAUACUCAUAUCGACGACUGAUUCUCGGAUACGGGUGUACAGUCUGCUCACAUCAGAUUAUAUUAUGAAUGUGAAAAAUGUAAGUAAUCCUCGUGGACAAAUUCUCGCCCGUUUUAAUGAUAAUAACAGGUUCAUUAUCACUGGCGGGAUGCACAAUGUGGUAGUGGUAUAUCAUAUACCACAAUCGUUCUUAGUCAUGGCAUCCACAAAAGGAGCCCAUGCGUUUAUCCGGAAACUUCCAUACGAAAUGUUUCAACUGGGUGAACGACACAUUACAUCUUGUUUGAUCGCGCCCCAAAAUACGUCGCUUCUGCUGGCUCAAUCGGGCGACAUAAUGUAUCGUCUUUCUGGUCUCAUUAAAAGUUCAGCAACAUCCGAUGAAUCUUGGCAUCUUCCUGUUGGAACCGAUUUCGAUAUUAUCAUAUGCACAGACGAGCUCGGUAGGAUUUUAAUUUGCCGGCAGGAUAUAAAUGACCUUCACCGGAAACAAAGUCUACACACUUCUGAAAAUUUAAAACUCGUUAUUCCGUUUUAUAAUUUUUGCGCCAAAAGAACUGCAAAUACUUUUGAAUUUCGUUUGCGGAAUUUCCUUUCGACCAUAGGGGAAUAAAAGCGAUGCUAAUUACUUUAUUCAUGAAUUCAUUUCGGUCAUUGUUUUAGCUAACAUCUGACGUCCAAAAUGUGAGAGAAUCAUCGACGGCUGUUAUGAACUCGGCAUACCGAGGAUUAAAACGAAUGAUUGAUGGUACUUCCAUGUCCAUAUCCAGUUGGCAUAUCGGACGUUGCAGACUUGAAUGUCGGCUGUUGUCAUGUAGAUUGUAAACGGCAACGUGUUUGUUAUCUUCACGACCAAACACGUAUUUUGAAUCAGGCGUCAAACAGGCACUUGAAUAUUUUAAUGACUCCUCAGUAACUGAUGCCGAUUGGUCUUGAUUUUGAAGCAUAACUUUUCCUGUGUAUGCAUUGAGAAC